Vitrella brassicaformis is the source of this 677-nucleotide messenger RNA. The record is from the annotation of a GenBank genome assembly. NCBI's taxonomy places the organism in Eukaryota, Vitrellaceae.
UCUCAGCUUUGCUUUUUCGCCCUAUGACUGCUGUACAACACUGCCAAGGGCCUGGCUGUCGGUUCCCUCACACCUGAAUCGCCUAUUUGCCUUCCUGGUAUGCAUGCGUGUGGAACACGGAAAGGGAACGAGGGCACGGAAAUGGACAUAUGUGUGUGUUCGUGUGUGGGUCUAUGCGUCGUCGAUGUGCUGUUGUCGUGGUGUGGUGUGGCAGGUUGUUUUUCGCACUCUUCUGUCGCGCCGCUGUUCCGUUUGGGUGCGCUGUACAACACUAUGUGGUUCGCAAGCGUACACACUGACUGGAUGGCUAGCUUGUCAGUGACCAUUGUGUUGGUGGUGUUCUGUUGAUGUGGUGACUAUGGCAGGUUGUUUUCCGCACCCUCUGUCGUGUCGCUUUUCGUUCGGGUGCACUUUUGCUAUCACUCCCUGGUGCGCACCAAGACAGACAGAAAGACAGACACACCGACCACAUACACCACACUGUCUGUGUGGCUGCCUGGCUGUGCAUGCAAUGUCCUCAGACGUGUUGUUUGCUUUUGCCGGUCGUCUGCGAGUUUGGCAGCGGCAGUUCCCUGCCUUGUCAACGCUCACAGCGCCCAUUGGUUGAGCUCGCUGCAUGACCGGCACUGCAUAGAAGACCUUCACGUCUGACAUCUAUUCAUUCAAUCACUCUCGAG